This is a messenger RNA of Gastrolobium bilobum, 896 nucleotides long. RefSeq lists its product as uncharacterized. NCBI's taxonomy places the organism in Eukaryota, Viridiplantae, Streptophyta, Magnoliopsida, Fabales, Fabaceae. The record is from RefSeq and is a predicted model, not a curated record. Bases 176 to 724 code for a protein of 182 amino acids. The transcript is spliced from 3 exons.
GUCUAAUAGAUUGUACAAGUUCGAUUCAACUUUCAAGUACUCGGAGUCUGAGGUAAUCCACAACAUACUCCAGCUCUCGUUGUUCCAAUUUUGUUCCAAAAUGGUAUUUUAGUUCAUGGACAAAAUCGUUAAGGUGGGGUUUGAAGUGUUGUAUUAAUAACUGGACUCUGUGACAAUGGUUUUGUUAAGUGGCAAUAACAAAAGUGUUUUGCAACAAACGAAUGAUGAGAGGGCCAAAGCACAAGGUGUUACAGUGCUUCACAAUUCGCAUCAGCAAGGAGGAAACAAGAGUGUAGAAAGUGGGCGUGCACAAAAUUCGCCUAACUUAGGGAUGACCAAAGGAAUGACAACAAUGGAUGAAUUUAAGUUUGGGUUUCCAUCAGAAGGCUUAUCAACUAUUUCAAACAAAUGGUGGGGAAGUAAUGAUCAUAAUGAUUGUGCAGGCACCACCAAUCCUGAAGGAGCCAAGAAUCAACUUGAAAAAAGAGCAGAGGAAAUAAACAAGGUGGCAUGUGAAACUGAAAAAGCUGAAAGCAGGGAAACUCCUCAAGGUUCAGCUUUAUUGAAAGCUGUGAGGAAAAGAGCUGUAGAAGAAGGACGAGAAGCAUGUAAAUUAGGUGUUUUCAGAGGCUAUGGUGUAAACAAGCUAGGCAAAAGGGAGAAAAUAUUGCUCCACCAAAUAUUUAGAUCUUCAUUGCCAAGGUCAUGGAUACAUGACUUGUGAUUUAAGGCCAGUGUAAUUCUGCAUGGCUCUUGCUGCAUUGAAUACUUAAUCAGCAUCUUCAUGAGAGAGUUCCUUCUUUUCUCUGAAUGUUGUGGUUUUAUCACUGGUAGUUCACUGGGACUGAUUGAUACCAUUAAUUUACUUAUGAUCAAUUAAAUAUCGUCUCAGUUCA